GAACAGUUGCUAAAACCCUGUCAAGGCUUUUCAUAGCAGUUUAAUCGCUGAUUCCGUCCUUGUUUUUAACGAAUAGGGUUACUGGACUUUAGGAAGCACUGCACUAUAAAACAUGACAUGUCCACUUAGCAGGAGGCAGAGCUAGCAAGCUAACUAGCUACUUUAUUCCCUGUAACACAGCUGCUGCCCAGCUAAACAUUGCUCACAAAUGUAUGAGGUUGGUAAGGAAAAGCUUGAUUUAAUCCGGCUUUUCUGGAUGUUUUUACCCUGUGGUAGGUAAUACCGGUGACAUUAUCAUCUGGAGUUCGACAGGAGUAUAAACCGUCUCUUCUGUAGUUGGCGGAGGGUGGGGUGGGGGGUUCUCCUCCAACCAACAGCAAGAUGGACUCUGAUUCUGCUCGUCUGGCUCGUCAUAGAUCGACAUUUUACACGGAGAUUAAAACAAUCUGUGUUUAGAGGCAGGAAUACAGACUGUACGCCAUUGGAUCUUCUUACGACUGUAAUCUCCUCAUAUGAUACACCGUUGCUGCGCGUGAGACACAGGAGGACAGGACUUUUACAGUAAACAGUCAUCAUCUUUGUAUGACGGGCUGUGCCAGCUUUGUCCUCAUCAUUCAUUCAGCAUUUCCAUAAUUUUUUCUUCAGUGCGGUAGUACCAUGAAGAGUGGAGGAAGAGGUAAGGCACAGCCUGUUGAGGAGGUCACUGGCAAAAGACCUAAACGCAAAUGCCUGCAGUGGCACCCUCUUCUUUCCAAGAAGGCUUCAGAAUUCUCUGAGGAAGAGGAAGAAGAAGAUGAGGAGGAACUGGGGAAGGCAGGGCUGUGCAGUGAGGAUCAGGACUCCCAAGUGCAUAAUGUAAGCACAACAGAGGAAGCUGAAGAAGACUCUAAUGAACACCGGGCACGUCGGCCUAUGAAUGCUUUCCUCCUCUUUUGCAAGAGGCACCGUUCUCUGGUGCGACAGGAACAUCCUCGUCUUGACAACCGUGGGGCCACAAAAAUAUUGGCUGACUGGUGGGCUGUGCUGGAGCCCAAGGAGAAGCAGAAAUAUACUGAUAUGGCCAAGGAGUAUAAGGAUGCCUUUAUGAAGGCAAACCCAGGCUAUAAGUGGUGUCCCACCACGAGCAAGCCACUCAAGAGCUCUUCCUAUCAGCAUGUCAGCUGUCCCCGCAAAAAGGUGUGGUCCUUCUCCUGUAACUCACCCAAGGACUCUACUGCCAAAAAUGUGCCCAAAAGCGACAGUUUGCACCAGUUGAACUUUGCCAUGGCAGACCCCACAAAGAUGGGAGGCCUGAGCAUGCUGCUGUUAGCUGGUGAACACGCCCUCACAAACAGGGAGAUCUCUCCCAGCACUAAAUCUACAUUACCUGACAUAGCCAUUAAAGGAAGCUCCUUUUCAGAGGAAACUAAAGAGAUGUUGUCUCAGACAAUUCCCAACAGAGUGCCUGAUAUUAUUGACAGCAGGAUGAAGACAGGGCUUUCCCUGGUGGAAGAGGUAGGAAUACAUUACAUACAGUCCAUCAGUAUUUUUAGAACUAUCCAUCCAUUUUCUGUACACCCUUGUCCCUAGUGGGGUAGGGAAGGGUGCUGGUGCCUAUUUCCAGCGAACAUUUCGGGUGAGGGGCGUAUAUUGUUAUAACUAAUGAUUGAGUUUU
Poecilia latipinna (sailfin molly) is the source of this 1654-nucleotide messenger RNA. Its product is annotated as HMG box transcription factor BBX-like. The transcript has 8 exons. The coding region runs from base 658 to 1569 and encodes 303 amino acids. Lineage: Eukaryota; Metazoa; Chordata; Actinopteri; Cyprinodontiformes; Poeciliidae. The record is from RefSeq and is a predicted model, not a curated record. Gene Ontology annotation, cellular component: nucleus. Gene Ontology annotation, molecular function: RNA polymerase II transcription regulatory region sequence-specific DNA binding; DNA-binding transcription factor activity, RNA polymerase II-specific. Gene Ontology annotation, biological process: regulation of transcription by RNA polymerase II.